UUAGUGCGCGCCCCGCCCGGCGCCGUCCGGGUCCCCGCGCCCUCCCGGCCGGGGCGCGCCGCCCCUAGCUCGGUGCGGUCCGAGCUGCACGGGAAAGCUUGCAGAACGAGCGGAGAGCCGCGUGUGCGGGGAAGGUGAUGACUGCGGCGGUAUGGAGUUCCCGGAGCACGGCGUGCGGCUGCUGGGCCGCCUGAGGCAGCAGCGCGAGCUGGGGUUCCUGUGCGACUGCACUGUUCUCGUGGGCGACGCGCGCUUCCCUGCGCACCGCGCUGUAUUGGCCGCGUGCAGUGUCUACUUCCAUCUCUUCUACAGGGACCAGCCCACGAGCAGCCGCGACACAGUGCGGCUCAACGGCGACAUCGUCACGGUACCCGCCUUCAGCCGCCUGCUGGACUUCAUGUAUGAGGGCCGCUUGGACCUGCACAGCCUACCUGUCGAGGACGUCCUGGCUGCCGCCAGCUACCUGCACAUGUAUGACAUCGUCAAGGUCUGCAAGGGCAGACUCAGAAAGAAGGACCCAGAUCUGGAGACCCGUACGCUGGGGACAGAGCUUCCUGGGCAGCCACCGCAUCCCCUGCCUUCCUGGUCCCCUGCCUUCUGCCAAGCCGCACAAAAAGCCAAACCCCCAUCUCUAGGGGUCAAGGCUGCCCAUCCCCUGCCAACAUUUGGACCUCCGUCUUGGCAGGUUGCAGAGCAGACAAGUGGGGCCCUGGACCUGUCAUUGAAGCCUAGCCCAAGACCGGAGCAGGUCCACCCACCCUGUCUCCUCCAGACAUCCCUCUGCAGCUCUAUACAGCAAGUGGCCCAGCCUCUGGUGAAGGCUGAGCAAGAUUCGUUCUCAGAACAAGAUAGCAGCAGCCCGCGGAGUGCGGACCAGUCCCCACCACCAGUCUGUGCUUCUGCAGCCCAGGGCCUGGCAGUGGACUUGGAGCCACUGCACAUCCAAGGGACGGGCAGCCAGCAGCUUGGGCUGCAUGCAGAGCCAGUGGUGGACAGUGAAGAGCUGGGUUCCAGCAGGCACCUUUGCAUUUGCCCACUGUGCUGCAAGCUGUUCCCUAGCACCCACGCACUGCAGCUGCAUCUCAGCGCCCACUUCCGAGAGCGGGACAGUGUCCGUGCCAGGCUCUCCCCCGAGGGGGCCGUGCCCACGUGCCCACUCUGCAGCAAGACCUUCUCCUGCACAUACACGCUGAAGAGGCAUGAACGGACACACUCUGGGGAGAAGCCCUAUACCUGCGUGCAGUGUGGCAAGAGCUUCCAGUACUCACACAACUUAAGCCGCCAUGCUGUGGUCCACACGCGGGAGAAGCCCCAUGCCUGCCGCUGGUGUGAGCGCCGAUUCACACAGUCUGGUGACCUGUACCGCCAUGUCCGCAAGUUCCACUAUGGCCUGGUCAAGCCCUUGCUUGUGUGAAGUGUUGGAGGGAGAGAAGGGGCAGGGUCUCCUGGGCGACUCCGGGGCACAGGAAGGCAGCACAGGCAGGUGGUAGCUCUGCCCCAAAGCUAGAGGGUUGCACCAGCCAACCUGAAUGAAUGCUGCUGCUUCUUGGAUGGGUCGCCGCCUCCUCCCCUUCUCCCCACCUCACACCUGAGGUUGUACCCUGCCCAGUUAGGGACACUUCCUUCCUCUCUAGCAAGGUUCUAGGGUGCCUGACCUGCCCGCUCACUGGGCAGUGAGGGGUAACUCCAUUUUCCUGCCCCGGGGCUUCCCUGACCUGCUGGGAUACUUGAGAGUGUCCUCCUGUGCCUAAUGCCAUGAUAGAAUGACUCAACUUGUCAAGAAAGUCAUUGAUGCAAGUGUCUUAACAGGGUGCACUGAGUGAGCAGGCCGUUCCUGGUGAGUGACAGCAGGAGCCCCUGUUGAGAAGGCCUCGGGCACAACAAGUACCAGCGGGGGCCAUAGAGAUACAGCUGGCCUUUCAGAAGGCAUAGCCCCAGCGGGGACCCCAAGCAUCAUGAGGAGGGCGGCUGAAGCUGGGUGUCCCUGGAGUGGCUGUUAUCGGGGUAGGACGGGGUGGGACUUUGGACAACGAAGGGGAAUUUGGAAAUGGAUUGUCUUUAUAUCUGGAGCCUCCCCAGGCUACUCUGUGUCUGCUACUGGUUGAGGACCCUGCACGUGUCCCCUACUGGCUUCAUGGGGCUGGGGAUGGCAGGUUUUGCCAUGAGCCAAGCUUUGCAUGUUGACGCUGCUGCUGCUGUGUUCCAGCAGGCCUGACCCUAGGAGCCGCUCUCUUGCUUUCUGAGGGUCUCCCUGGAGCCGCGGUCAUUCUCAUCCAGCUUUAACGGGAGCAAUGUUGGCCGCGCCACCUCCUGCAGAGGCCAUGGGUAGGAGCAGCUGUCACACAGGGAGAAGGGAGGCAGAUUGUCCCUUCAUCUACAGCCCUGGAAGGAAGGCUGGUGCCCUUGAAAUGUGAAGGACUUUGCCCUCUGCCUCUGCCGUGGAUAUGGGCCACCUUACUUUGACGACCUGCACCCCAAGCAAGCCUUGGUCAUUUCAGGAAGGGGUUGGGGCAGGAUGGGGGUGGCCUCAGCAAGUGGUCGCACUGCCCUCCCCCCAGCAGGGCUGUCUCUGCUGAUUGCACGUGGCCCCGAGGACAGGUGGGCGAAUCUAAGUCACGUGUCUUCUGCUGACGCUUGAUGUAUUUACUUGCUUGGUCUGGAGUGAAGUGGCAGUUGGUCUCCCCAAGGUGGACAGACCCACUGUGCAUCUCCUAACUGUCUCUGUGCUCACCUACUAUGUCCAUGGCUGCCCUGGGAAGCUGGUUCUGGCCAGUGAUGCCCCAAGCCUGGAGGCCCAGGACAAGCUGCAGCACAGAGCUGGGGAAGAGGCGGUGCUGUCCUGGCUUCUGACUCCACCUCUGGAGCGGCUGGUAGGACCCUGUGACUUAUGGUCCCAACAAUCCCUCGCUCCCUCCCUCCCUCCCUCACCCAACCCCUUGUGUGUGUGUGUGUGUGUGUGUGUGUGUGUGUGUGUGUGUAGUACUACACGUGUGUAGGCAGAACACCCCUGUGUUGGUUUUUCCUCUAGUGCUUGCUUGCCCGGGGCAGGUUGCCUACCCUGAGUCAACACUGGACUCUCGUCGUCUUUGGUGCACAGUUACUGUGAAAUUAACAAAGAAUGGUGACUGGUUAUACGCUUAUAACUGGCAUGGUUCAGUUGCGUGUAUGUAUAUGUCUGAUAUGCUACCUGUGUGGAGAACACAGGACAGCUGUAGAAGGGGUCCAGGUGCUUUCUGCUGUGUGGGGUUCCCUGGGCCAACCCAGCUACUGUUCCUGCCUGUGGUCUCACUGCUGCUCGGCCCCUGGAGGGACCACUGGGAAAUGACUCCACAGGACAGUUCUGCCCAGGUUUGCACAGCCCUGCUUGCAGCGCCGGCUUCCUAGUCCACACCCUCUGCUGGUCACGAUGGCAGUGUAAUAAAGCCAA
Messenger RNA from Mus pahari (shrew mouse), 3427 nucleotides. It is a transcript of the gene Zbtb42, whose product is annotated as zinc finger and BTB domain containing 42. Gene Ontology annotation, cellular component: nucleus. The coding region runs from base 152 to 1414 and encodes 420 amino acids. The transcript has 2 exons. The record is from RefSeq and is a predicted model, not a curated record. Gene Ontology annotation, molecular function: protein binding; RNA polymerase II cis-regulatory region sequence-specific DNA binding; DNA-binding transcription factor activity, RNA polymerase II-specific. Gene Ontology annotation, biological process: regulation of transcription by RNA polymerase II. Lineage: Eukaryota; Metazoa; Chordata; Mammalia; Rodentia; Muridae.